GAACUUUGGAGGAGUGUUGUUUCCCCCUCAUCCAAACUUACGAUUCGUCGACAAGCUUGGGAGCCUCACCAACACGGAUUCAAAAAUCACUUUUGGCGUCAUCAAUUGCAUAUUCCAUGUUUGAAGAUCACUGGUACCAUUCCUCAUCGCAGCCAGAAUUCUCGAGUCUGCGCCGGCACGAAUCGGUGAAAAGACAAUCUCCCGUAAGGUCCUCUUUGAUACCCCUACUUGGGAAUUCGGGUGAUUCGAAUUAGAGCAGAGCUCUCAGAAGAAGAUUACCGAACCGAGAACGACACCUCCGGGACCCCCAAAAGCUGAUAUUUUGAGACGACCGAAAUCCUAUGCCGAUCUAAGGGCUUUGGGAUGGCAGGUAGAUACUUCAUUCAUACCCGGAGACCAAAGUCACGAAACGAUCUGGAUAACCUGAAAGCCGAGCGAUAUGGACGAGGUAAAGGGUUGAAGGCUCGUGGGAGGGGCAGGAGAGCUACCAAGGGACCAAAGGAACUUGAAGAUGAGCUAGACUUUGCAGACUGGUAUGGGGAGUUCGAAGAUGACCUCCAGGAUGCGAACAACGAGCAUAAACUUUUCCAAUACACAUUAGACUCGUAUCUAACGACUUGCAAUUCUCUCAUAUCUUCAACGGACUCGACCCUCAAUCUCCUCGCAGAGCUUGAGAAAUCUUUCCAGACCGUUCACUCACAGACCUCAAGCUUCCAGGAGACAUGCUCUUCCCUUCUUGCGCAUCGAGAUCAUAUCAAGGGUCUGUUGAGCUCGAUAUCUACGAACCUUCACCCUUUUACCGAACUCGACCCUGUAACUCGGGCACUCUCUCGCCCUGGGAGUGACUUUGUCAAGACACCGUCGUUUCGUGAGAUGCUUGUUCAACUAGACAAAUGCCUUGCUUGGAUGAACGAUCCAGCUCACAGGUCCUUUCAUGAUGUCGAAAAUUACGCACCCCGUUUCCGCCAGAACAUGACACGGGCACUCACUCUGAUAAGGAAUUACUUUGUGGCAAGUGUCAGGGAGGUUGCGAACGAAGUUGUUGGACGGAUAAAGGAACGUCAAAUGAAUGACACAACCCAAAGCGCGCUGCUAUAUGCCAAAUUCCGAGUCAAUGCGCCUUUGCUUCGUGAAUUGGUUGGUGAGAUAGAAAGGCGAUGUGACCAUGAAGACGAGUUGGCUGCAACAGGAGCUCCAACAAAUAAAGACUUGGUAAGAUUCUCACGGAAUGGAAUCAACUUCGUGAGAAGCAUUUGCAUGGAUGAGUUUGAACUCUUUUGCGCGUUCUUCUCAGGAGAGCGGAGCGAUAAAUGCGAUAGCAAUUUCCUCGAGACGCUUUGUGAACCACUUUAUGAUCAUCUUAGGCCACGUAUCAUCCAUGAGUUGCAGUUGGUCAAAUUGUGCGAACUCUGCGCAUUGCUACAAACACGAUAUAUGCGAGAUCCCGAAGAUCCUGAAAACGAUUCUUAUGAUCGUACACAACUAGAUUUCGGCCAACUGAUCCAAACAACUAUUCAAGAUACUCAAAAUCGAAUAGUUUUCCGUGCCCAAACGGUAAUGCGAGAUGAGAUCGAAGGGUUUAUUCCAAAACCAGAGGACCUUGACUACCCUGCAAAGAAUCAGUCAAAAAAGAAGGCUCCAGAGAACGGAGAAGUUCCUGACUCACCCCUACCAGGCGCACCAACAAUCAUAGAUCACGAUGACAAUCCUAGCGGCAAUGGAUUCGAUACAGAAGCAGUCUUCAAGGGAUGGUACCCGGCGUUGAGAAAAUGCAUAUGGCUGUUGUCGAGGAUUUACCGUCUUGUGAAUUCUACUGUCUUCGAUGACUUAGCACACAAUAUUGUGCAUGUGACUACAGUAUCCCUCCUUAAGGCUCACCAACAAAUCGCCUUAAAGCAAACACCUGCAGAUGGCCACCUCUUUCUUAUAAAGCAUCUCAUCAUCCUGAAAGAGCAAAUAGUCGCCUUUGAUAUAGAGUUCGUUCACCCGGACGUCAAUAUCGACUUCUCAGUUCUCACGGGCACCUUCUGGGAACUUCGGGAAAAGGGCAUAUUCUCUUCGGAGGGGAUCAUCAAGCUUGUCAAGGGCGCUGCAAUGCCCAAAGUCGUAGAAAACAUGCUAGAUGCCAAAGUGGAACUAGAUGCCAGACUUCGAUUUGCCAUAAAUGAGUUUACACAACACUUUGCGAGUCGUAUGACGUCGGGGAUAAUUGGGCCUUCGAACCGACUUGCAGCAGCAAGUGCAACCGACCCUGCGAAGGUUGUUCGAAUUGCUAUAGAGAGAGAAGUCGUUGUCCUUAGGAGAAAAUUAGAGGAGUAUUUGGAGGAUGGUAGAACGAGAGAGACUUUAGUCGCAGCAGUACAGGAACAUGUUAUCCAAGCUUAUGAGUCGUACUAUGAAGAGAUAUUUCUUAGGGACGAUAGUGUUCCACCUAGAUCUCCCGGAGGUACGGUUUGGGACGUUGAAGUGUUCGUGGGAUGGAGUAACGAUAUCUUUGCGGUUGGGCAUGGCUUUUUGGCAUACGAUGGCGAUGGUGCCGGGAGUGAGGAUAUGAGCCCGGGAAUGUCAAGAGCAGGAAGUUUGUGUACGUAAUUGCGGAUAGUGCAGAUGGGAUGCCAAGUCAGAGUGUAUCUCACUAAUUCUCGAGGGGUCAGUGGUUGGUUGUUUGGAGGUUGGGAUACCUGAUAUUGUUAAGUUUGUCCGAGUGAUGGAUGUUAGAGGUAUGGAAGAUUGACGGGUAUUUUGACACUCCCCAGUGGUAACUAUUUCCCUGGAGCUACACUGCCCCGAUUCAUCUGCCGAGGAAUCUCGUUGAAUGGUUGCAAGAUGCUUGGGGUAUCAUAUCGGUAGUUCUCCAUCACCAGAUGCUUAUCUAAUCCACCAAAACUCACGUCAAUUAUCAUACUAUGACCUUCGAUACCUCCACCCGACUGGAGCACAUGCACGGGAUUUUGUCCGGUUCUUAAGUAGCUCCCGGAUUUAUAUCAUUGCAAUCCCAACCCCUGCGAACUAAGAGCGCCGUGUAGGUGCUAAAAGUGUCAAAAACAGCGAACCGAGAAAGAGAAAUCAUUUCAUGAUAGUGUAUCGUACAUCUUCACCAGCUGUGAGCCGUUGAUUAACCGUAGAUAGGUCGGUAGGGUCUCGGAGCACACAGCACUGCUGCACUGCUGAGGGUGUGCAUAAAGGUCUGCCUCAAGAAUAUAAGAGUUGCCGGACUUGCAGUGCCGGGAGUCUGCGGGCCCU
Molecule: messenger RNA, 3243 nt
Organism: Tuber melanosporum (Perigord truffle)
Lineage: Eukaryota; Fungi; Ascomycota; Pezizomycetes; Pezizales; Tuberaceae
Exons: 10
Coding region: 364-2592 (742 amino acids)
Biological process (GO): intra-Golgi vesicle-mediated transport; cytoplasm to vacuole targeting by the Cvt pathway; autophagy
Cellular component (GO): cis-Golgi network; membrane; COG complex
Source: RefSeq, a predicted model, not a curated record